Molecule: messenger RNA, 837 nt
Organism: Nicotiana tabacum (common tobacco)
Lineage: Eukaryota; Viridiplantae; Streptophyta; Magnoliopsida; Solanales; Solanaceae
Source: RefSeq, a predicted model, not a curated record
AUGCCCGUUGAUGGACACCCCGUUGCUCUGCCGCAGGCCAUGAGAGAGUUGACAGGUGGGCAGGUACCUGGACAUGCUGCAACAGCUCACUGGUUUCCGGCCACAGGAGGAGACUGCACUGGCUGGGGCCAGUCGUCUGUAGCUGACGACUAUCCGAGACCAUUUGGAGUCAGCUUGAGAUUUCAUCAUCUUGAGGAUGAGCGGCUAGAUGAUAUACCCCAGUACAGCUGGGGUGCUGCUGUUCUCGCCUACUUGUACAGGCAGUUGUGCCGGGCGACCAUGGGCACCCAGCGUGACGUUGCUGGAUUUUUGCUGCUGCUACAGGUUUGGGCCUGGGAGCGGUUCAUGCAGUUGCAACCACCUCUAACACCAUUAGCUCCGGGUGUACCACCUCCGUUUCUCCCUCUAGCUAGGAGGUGGGUUCUCCGACGGGGAUAUGGACGAGAGUACGAGGCUCGACAUAAUCUCCCCUUGUGCAGAGAUUUGUUAGAUUUGCUGGAGGGCGCACAAUUCAUCUGGACGCUAUACAGCGACUCGCUAAUAGCUGGCUUGCCCGAUUAUUGCUCGGCCGUCCGACUUAUUUGGAGCUCUUCUGUCCCGUUGAUGUGCCUUGAUAUUGUGGAGCAUCAUGCCACCGAGUGGGUACUUCGCCAGUUUGGCCGUCCGCAGCUUGUACCACCUACCUGGCAGACCAUACAUUUCCAGCGGGAUGAUCGUUCCAGGGUGGACCAUGCAUAUGCGGCAUGGCUAGAGGUGCAGAUCGAUACUUGGGACUGGCGACUUGACCUGAUUCCGCCCCCUCCUUCACCGUGCCAUACGAAUACUGAGCAUGAUUAA